GCUACAACGCACAGUCACGAUGCCGUAGUGCUUGUUCGGAAAGUCGUUUCUUGUAUAGUGGUGUGUGAGUGCUUAUGCGAACGUUAAGGAAGGUGGCGCCAGUGUUCUGAACACCGAAGCUGAACAGACAUUUUCCUUCCUUGCCCAAAAACCAUCGGAAGUCACUGACAAUGUCCCGGAAGACGAUGGCAGAGGCGCGCGGUAUCGUGCUAGGCUGGGGCCCGAAAAUGGGGGAGGACGCACCCUUUCUGCAGCGCCUGUGGCCGGCAGUUCUGGCCAGUGCUGGCGAAGGGAACGGCCUGUCAAUAGGCGCGCCCAUUCUAGAAACACUCCUUUCCAGUUGCGCGAGAGACUGCCUCAACUCCCGCAAGCGACGCGACGAGCUGUCCGCCGCGCUGACGCCCGUGAUCGAGGCUUCAGACGACUCCGCGGAGGCCGCGGCCGCCCUCGCACGAGCCGCCCUCGAGUACCACGACAACCACUUCCACAGCAACGGCGGGGUGUGUAAACUGGGCAAAUUCCAUAACAUCCUGUACGUGGUCGUGUCCGUGGUUGUGGAGCAGGGCGUGCAGGAUUCGGAUACGGUGACGCAGCUGCUGCAGACGCUGCACCGGUGCGAGGGGGGGCUGGACCGCCUGGUGGCCCCCGCCCUGCUCGGGCCGAAGGUGUCGCACCUUCUCAGCUCGUGGCGCUCGGACACUGACUCCGCCGAGGAGGCCAGACACCGCCUGCAGUUCUUCGUCGACCACGCCCGUGCGACCCGCCUGCUGUUGCCACAGCCUAAAGGACAGGCUACGCGUGUGCUGGACACUCCUUUGGUCACCCUUCAUGGCGCGCCGCCCCUUUAUGUCGCUGUCCAGGCUGAAGACGAAGACGCUGUCCUACUUCUGCUUCAAAACGGUGCUAAACCUGCCAUCGGAGGGGAACUCUGCCCGUUCCUGCUGGCGCUCCGGCGACUGUCAAGUUACGCGCGAGCCACCAUGGGUCAACGGGAACCCUGCUUAUGCACGACUACUCUAUGCCCUUGUUUCUAUGAGCACCCCAUCGAUUUCCCUCUGGAGACUGUAGGAGUGUUUAAGCUGAUUCUCCGUGCCAUGGGACUGCGAAGAAUAGUACACGACCCCGAGAUUCUUCACCCAAGAUUGAUAACAGACGGACUGCUUGGCGGGCCGCCCUCUCUUCGCCACUGGGCCAGGUUCAGCAUCCGCAAUCGCUUGCUCAAGAACUGGUCCCUCCCGCACGGGACGAGGAUGCUUGGCCUACCAGAGUCUGUGGUCAGAUACCUUGACUUGUAUUGUGAUUAAACGUCAGAUCAUAAAGAAUGUAGGGGAAAUGCAGGGAUCAAAUAUCAGAAUCACUGAACACAAGUGCCUUUAGCAUCAUGCAAAAUGUCAGCAUCAGCCCCGCAAUGUGGCCGGAGAGUGAUGCUUCAGGAAAUCGCUAUGCAAACGUUACUGAGAGAAACAACAUGGCGUGUCACGAAGGGCCAUGUGUAAGGCAAUGAACCGAGUGGAUGUUGCAAUGAAAAAUGGAUAAGUAAGUAACGCUGCCUGAUUAUAUGUAAGAAUCAUUCGAUGAAGAAGGCGACUAUGCUAAAGUGAAACUAGUGGGUCGGGCAACACAGAAGCAGAGCAACAGUCCCGCUUGAAGAACUGCUUUUUAUGCAGAACAAUUAUGUUAAGUUAUAAGCAUUAGAAAUUCAUUAUGCAAUCACCGAUUCUUCCUCCAUAUAUUUGGUUUACUCUGUCAUUACAUGAUUGUUUAUUUUUCUGAACUAAUUUUGAUAUGUUUGUAGAUCGAGAUCAAUAGAAGGCUUAAUUUUUUAUGUUCAGUAACAUUUUACUUGAUAUCAUUGUAUACCCUCAGGAAAUACACGAU
Molecule: messenger RNA, 1878 nt
Organism: Penaeus vannamei (Pacific white shrimp)
Lineage: Eukaryota; Metazoa; Arthropoda; Malacostraca; Decapoda; Penaeidae
Molecular function (GO): protein binding
Source: RefSeq, a predicted model, not a curated record